This is a messenger RNA of Malurus melanocephalus (red-backed fairy wren), 486 nucleotides long. RefSeq names its product anionic trypsin-like. Gene Ontology annotation, molecular function: serine-type endopeptidase activity. NCBI's taxonomy places the organism in Eukaryota, Metazoa, Chordata, Aves, Passeriformes, Maluridae. The annotation marks the transcript as partial. The transcript is spliced from 2 exons. Gene Ontology annotation, biological process: proteolysis. The record is from RefSeq and is a predicted model, not a curated record.
AUGGUCACUUUGGACCUCUCAUGGUCACUUCGAUCCUCUCAUGGUCACUUCAAUCCUCUCGUGGUCACUUUGAUCCUCUCAUGGUCACUUUGGUCACCUGGUGGCCAUUUUGGGUCUCCUCACGCUCCCCUGGUGGUCCCCUGGUGGUCAGUGACCCCUGCGGCCAUCUCGGAGCGUGUCCGGCCCAUCGCCGUGGCCUCCUGCCUGCCCCGGCCGGGCACCGCCUGCCUCACCUCGGGCUGGGGGGCCACCACCUCGCCGGAAGUGACGUACCCCGAGGUCCUGCAGUGCGUCAACGUCACUCUGUUCUCGGCGGACGAGUGUCGCCGCUUCUACCCCGGCUCCAUCACCGACAACAUGAUCUGCGCCGGCAACGUCCAGGGCGGCACCGACUCCUGCCAGGUGCGAGCCCCGAAAUCCCCAAAAUCACCCCAAAAUCACCCAAAAUCCCGAUUCCUCAAAAUGACAAAAAUCGCCCUUGAAAUC